AUGGGUGAAAAGUUUCACGCUUUUAUGCUCCCGUGGUUCGCUUUUGGUCAUAUGAUUCCGUUCUUGCAUCUAGCCAACAAGUUAGCUGAGAAUGGUCAUAAAGUCACUUUCUUGCUGCCUAAGAAAACUCAGAAACGAUUGGAACAUCACAAUCUGUUCCCAGACAGCAUCGUCUUUCACACUAUUACUAUUCCUCAUGUUGAUGGCCUCCCUGCUGGCGCCGAGACCGCCUCGGAUGUCCCACUCUCGUUGGAGAAGUUUCUGACCGCAGCCAUAGAUCUCACACGCGAUCAGGUUGAAGCAGCCGUUCGCGCUUUGAGACCAGACGUGAUAUUUUUCGAUUUUUCUCCUUGGAUUCCGAAAAUAGCGAAAGAACAUAGAGUCAAGAGUGUGAUGUACUUUGUGGCAGGGGCUGUCUCCUUGGCUCAUGAACUUGUCCCAGGUAGUGAAUUUGGAGUGCCUCCACCGGGUUAUCCUUCAUCGAAAGUGUUGUACCGUGAGCACGCUGCUCACGCCUUGUUGACCUUUUCCAUCUACUACGAGUUGUUGUAUCACCGGUUAACCACAGGUCUUAUGAAUUGUGAUUUCAUCUCAAUUAGGACUUGCAACGAAGUGGAAGGUAAGUUCUGUGACUAUAUCGAGAUUCAGUACCAGAGGAAGGUUCUUUUGACAGGUCCAAUGCUUCCAGAGCCAGACAACAGUAAAACACUUGAAGAUAGAUGGAGUCACUAG
Messenger RNA from Camelina sativa (false flax), 732 nucleotides. Lineage: Eukaryota; Viridiplantae; Streptophyta; Magnoliopsida; Brassicales; Brassicaceae. The record is from RefSeq and is a predicted model, not a curated record.